AUGGAUCUCAAUCGAAUGCUGCAACAGUUCUGGGAGUACGAGGAAAUCUUCAAGCCACCCCCGUUCACCCCCUCGGAAAUGAAGGUCAUCGAACAUUUCGAUUCGACCACGCAACGCGAUGCUACUGGGCGCUUCAUCGUAAAACUACCAUUCGACGACUCGAAGCCCGCCCUUGGUGAAUCCCUGUCGUCUGCAACAAAAAGGCUCAUGUCCAUGGAAAGGCGGUUCGCAUCCAACCCGGAGUUCCAUCAGGAGUACGUGAACUUCAUGCGUGAGUAUUUGGAGCUCAAUCACAUGGAACUAGUUCCGGCAGACCAGCUGGAGAAACAGACCUCGGAGCACUACUAUUUACCGCACCACGCGGUGAUCAAGGCGGAUAGCAGUACGACGAAGCUGCGCGUUGUUUUUGACGGCUCGUGCGGCACACCUACCGGCGUAUCCCUUAACGAUCAAUUGUUUCGUUCCUACAAGGUGGCAUUUAGCGUAGAUAUCGCUAAAAUGUACCGCCAAGUGUUGGUGAGUGAAGACGAUCGCGAUUUCCAGCGUGUUGUGUGGCGUGAAAACACAGAUCUUCCGAUACAGCACUAUCGCCUUUCUACGGUGACAUAUGGGACGAAGACAGCUCCCUACCUUGCAAUUCGAGCCAUGAGAGAGUCCGCCAAAGACUAUACAUCGACACAUCCAGCAGCAGUUGAGCGAACCGUUCACGACUUCUAUGUGGAUGAUCUGCUGUCCGGAGCCAACAACGAAGAAGAAGCAGCGUGCAUCAAGCAGGAGACAAGCGAUAUUCUGUCCAAGUCCGGUUUCGAACUGCGAAAAUGGGCCUGA
Messenger RNA from Aedes albopictus (Asian tiger mosquito), 828 nucleotides. RefSeq lists its product as uncharacterized. The record is from RefSeq and is a predicted model, not a curated record. The transcript has a single exon. NCBI's taxonomy places the organism in Eukaryota, Metazoa, Arthropoda, Insecta, Diptera, Culicidae. The coding region runs from base 1 to 828 and encodes 275 amino acids.